AUGGGGAGUACACGAGGGUGGCGCAUGGCGGGGAUGGAGGUUCCAAUAUUCGGCACCGAUUCCAUCAAGUGGCAUCAAGUUUCUGUCCCUUUUACUUCAAAUUCUACUAUUAACACUCCUCCCAAUCCAAUAGCUAAGGAUUUUGCCUCUUUCUGUAUCGCGGGAGACCCACCUACCUAUUUUAUCUGGAAAACAUGCAAGAUUCAAUCAAAUAUGCUCGAGAUUUUAGAGCUCUCUAGUUAUAAAGAAAUACCAAGGAUUGGAAUCCGAAUCAUAUUUCCUGAUGCACUUUUUCCCUUUGCCUUUAUAUGCAAAGAUGAGGCCAAAUUUGCUUCCGGAAAUCAAUUUGUGCUUUAUGCUUUGACAAUCUCAGGGGUUGCUUACCUCAUAAGACUAAGGAAUAUUUAUGACCAUUCUCUUUUCCCAGCUAACGAUAUUCUUGAGUAUCAAACACAAAUUCAACCACAUCAUGGAGCAAUAACUGCAGUUGCAGCAAGACCAGGAUGUCUUGUUGUAGGAAGGACGGAUGGAUCUAUUAGUUGUUUCCAAGUUGGCAUUCUUGACCCGAGUGCUCCAGGCUUUGUGUCUGAACUACGAGAUGAUGCUGGUUUUGGUCGGUUGUGGGGCAUAAUGUCAAGGAGUCGGACGGUAGCUGCUGUACAGGAUUUGGUCAUAUCAGAGGUAUCAAAUAAAAAGCAUCUUUUUGUGCUUCAUUCUGAUGGAAGCUUCCGAGUUUGGGACCUUUUUAGCAGUAGUAAAAUUUUAAGUCAGGCAGUGGCAAUUUCAACAUCACCAGGUACAUUUGUAAGGCUAUGGGUGGGAGAAGCUAACCAUGAUACUGGCAUAAUUCCUCUGGCAAUGCUACAUGAACAGAACUUGGAUGUUAGAGUGGAUACUAUCUUUUUGUAUAGCCUUCGUUAUAAUCUGGGAGAUGGGAGAGUGUUGAUGCUGGAGCCAUCAUUAAAAAACAUCUCUUUAGGGGAGGGUGGACCAAUUGAUGUUAGACUUACUUCAGACAGAGUUUACAUACUUACAGAAGAAGGAUUGAUAACUCAAGAGUUGUUUAAUGGGGUGGAGGGAUUGGCAAAUUACUAUGCUUUGCAGGAUGUGUAUGUUGCAGACCUGCUAUUUCAAAGUUCUGAGCAUUCUUCAGAUGAUCUUCUUUGGCUUGCCUAUGCAGCAUUUUCAUCUUCCAAGGAUGAAAUUGCUCCAUUUGUAUCUUCUAUUUUCUUACGUAGGCUGCUUUUUCCUGGGGUUCAUCAUGCUUUGGUGCUCAGGAAAACUUUACAAGAAUAUAACAAGCACUUUACUGAUUCUGAGUUUGACUCCUUUACUGUUGAUGGACUAAAAAAUGAAAUUCUUUCACUUGUUGAGCGUCAGGGUGGCUGUGAAAAUCCAGUUUCAAUGCUUCAGUGUUGGAAAACUUUCUGUACCCGCUAUCUCAAUAAUUGGUGUAAAAACAAUGUAGCUUGUGGUCUACUGAUGGAUUCAGUCACAGGAGCUGUUGGUUUAAUCAGAAAAAAUGCAAUUUCUCUGUGCCGUGGUUUGGAGGACGUAGAACAUCUUAUAUAUGGUUCUUUUAAUGAACUUAGCAAUAAUACAAACUCUGGACUGCAAAUAUCUGGUGAUGAGCUUGAUCGGGAGAUUCUUUUUGAGUUACUCCAGUGUGUUAGUUGUGUGAGCCAGCAGUUGGGCAAAGCCUCUUCGGUUAUAUUUUACGAGUCACUUCUUAGCAUGCCUCAUAUCUCGUCUGAGGAGGUUGUACCUCGCUUUAUGAAGAUUCUACAAACAGGAUAUAGUUCAUCAAUUGCAGCUCUACAAAUAUCAGAAUUGGGAGCUGAUAUUGCAUGGGAGAAAGAAGUGUCGAAUCACAGAAGUUUAAGAAAAUUUUCAACAGAUAUGUUUUUGUCUCUUCAUUCUUUAUGCAAUAGAGCUAACACCUGGGGCAAAGUUUUGUAUGUUAUCGAGAGCUACUUAAGGUUUCUAGUGCCUCGUAAAAUUGUACUCGAAUUGGGUUCUGAAGCAGUCUUUAAUGUUAAUGGUUUUGCAAUAGUACAGGCUACUUCCCAAAUUGCCAAAGUUAUGUUUGAAUCUGCAUUGGAUGUUCUUAUGCUGCUAAGCUAUAUGGUUAGCAUCAGUGGGCAGAUUAAUAUGACACACAACGAUGUUUCAAGAGUAAAACUUGAGUUAAUUCCUAUGAUUCAAGAAAGUCUAACCGAAUGGCAUAUUAUCCAUUUCUUUGGGACCACACCAUCUGAAUCUCCUGCAAUUGAAGAUUUUAGUUCUCUACUUUCAUCGUUACAAAUCGAUGGCAAUGAUGAUAAAAGAUCGUUAAAUGAGAGGCUAGGGAAGUGUGAUUUUCCUUUAGCUUUUAUCCUAUUAUUAAGUAUGCAAAGUUCCUCUGGAGAUCUGGGCCACCUCUCUAGCAGCUUAAUUAGUUUAAGUCGGGAGUUCACUAGCUGGAUAAUAUGGGGAAGAGAUGGAGAAGAAUCUUCUGUAUCUUUCAGCCAUUCAAUUGAUCUUGCACUAGUCUUACUUAGACAUGGCCAGUUUAAUGCGGCCGAGUAUCUGCUUACUUUGGUGGAUGCAUAUUCACACAAGGAGAAAAUAUUUGAAAGCCUUCAGGUUCUGGGUGGGAAAUUACCCACACUUCUCCAUCUUCUUGGAUGUUGUCUUGUUGCUCAGACACAACAUGGAUUGCAUGGCCCAUUUAAAGACAGGAAACUUGGUGAAGCCGUUCGCUGCUUUUUCAGAGCUGCAUCACUCAAAGGAGCUUCCCAGGCUUUGCAAAGUUUGCCACAUGAAGCAGGAUGGCUGAGUGUUAGUUUCACUGGUUCUCUCCCACCUGCAGCAUGGAAGCUUCAAUAUUAUCAAUGGGUGAUGCAGAUAUUUGAACAAUAUAAUAUGAGUGAAUCUGCUUGCCAAUUUGCUCUGGCUGCACUUGAGCAAGUUGAUGAAGCUGUUAGUCCUAUAGAUAGCAGCUCCAGGGAAGAUUUCCUUGGGGGAUCAGUAACUUCAGUAAAGGGCCGACUUUGGGCAAAUGUCUUCAAGUUCACUUUGGAUCUUAAUUACUACCAUGAUGCAUAUUGUGCAAUAAUUUCAAAUCCUGAUGAAGAGAGCAAGAAUAUUUGUUUGAGGCGUUUCAUAAUCGUUCUUUAUGAGCGUGGUGCAGUAAAGAUACUUUGUGAUGGCCAGUUACCUUUGGUUGGUUUAGUGGAUAAGGUAGAGCGGGAGCUUGUGUGGAAGGCAGAGCGUUCAGAUUCUUCAGCUAAGCCAAACCCAUUCAAAUUACUUUAUGCAUUCGAGAUGUACAGACAUAACUGGCGUAAGGCUGCAAGUUAUAUGUACCUGUACUCCGUGCAGAUGAGGGCUGUAGCAGCAUUAAAAGAUCACCAGCCCAGGUCUUUGGCUCUGCAAGAGAGGCUGAAUGGGCUAUCUGCUGCUAUUAAUUCUCUACAUCUUGUUCAUCCUACGUAUGCUUGGAUUGAAGCUCCAGUUGACGAAACUUUUCUAUAUAAAGAAAACUACCCGAGUAAAAAGGCUAGGACAAUCAUGGAAGGAAAAUCUCUUGAUGAUGAUGGUCAGCCUCAAAAGCUGCAAUCAUAUUUGGAUGUUGAGAAACUUGAAAAUGAGUUUGUUAUCACAUCAGCGGAAUAUUUCCUUUCUUUGUCGAACGUCAAGUGGACUUUUACCGGAAAUGAUGGACCAUCAUCUGAUCUAAUUGAUCUGCUGGUAGAGUCAAAUUUAUAUGACAUGGCAUUUACUGUGAUCCUUAUGUUUUGGAAGGGUUCCAGACAGAAAAGGGAACUUGAAAGAGUCUUUACUGCAAUGUCAUUGAAAUGCUGUCCUAGCAGACCAUUUCCCCCGUCGCUUGGGAAUGAUAGUAAAACAAAUGGCCUUCUGUUGACUUCAUCACAAGAUGAGGCAGUUGUUCAUGGCUCACUUGAUGUGGGUACAACAGUGCAACAAUCUAAGAGCAAUCGACAGUGGGAAACACUUGAAGUCUAUCUUGAUAAAUACAACGCAUUUCAUCCCAGAUUACCAGUAAUUGUUGCUGAAACUCUUCUUUCUGCCGAUCCUCAGAUUGAAUUACCACUGUGGUUGGUUCGAAUUUUCAAGCGACCAGCAGACGUUAUUCGUCGUAAAGAACAAUUUGCGGUUUGGUUUCCUUACACUACAAUUGAACGUCUGUGGUGCCUUCUUGAGGAAUCUAUCAGAUUGGGCCACAGGAUUGAUCAAUCCGAAAAGCUGAAAAAAUUGUUGCACAGCGUGCUGGUGAACCAUCUCGCUCUGCUGAAAGUAGAUUCAGACGAUGUUCGUUGGAGCCUCAAUGUAAUCAAUUCCGUCUGCCUUAAAUCUAGUACUACUACUAUGCCAAUUUUGGUAGGAAAUUGGCUGGGAUCAGUUGUUUUGUGGAGGUUAGACGUGGCUCAAGAUUCAUCCAGAUACAAAGAAAUUCAGCAGAAAGGAGUGAACAUCAAGAAAACACACUACUCCCUCCUUUUUCACCAACUUUCUAAAUUCUAUCCGUUGGAUUACUUCAUCCGACAAGGCAAAACAAAUCCAACAAGAACCCACCUGGAAAAAAAAAAGAGCAAUUCAAUUUUCUCUCCAACAUCUGGUGUCUCGACCGAGAUGUCGGAUUCAGCUAAGGAGUCCGAUGGAAACCACGUUAACAAUGGGGGUCAGGUGAGGGAAGAUAGUGAGUAUGUAAGAUUGGUCAUACCAGAUGAACUAAGGAUAUCUGAACCUGAUACUUUGGAAUCUCAACCACAAGCCAGGACGAGAUCUCUUCUUACAUGGUGGAUCAAGGCCAUAACAUGGUGUUCAAUCACUAUAGUUGUUGUGCUUAUAUUUUUUAAAUGGGGGGUUCCCUUUCUUGUGGAGAAGGUUCUUUUCCCAAUCCUGCAAUGGGAAGCCACUGCAUUUGGUCGUCCUGUGCUUGCUCUCGUACUUGUAGCUUCUUUGGCAUUUUUCCCAGUGUUUCUUAUUCCUUCUGGUCCUUCCAUGUGGCUAGCUGGGAUGAUUUUUGGUUAUGGCCUGGGGUUUGUCAUAAUCAUGGUUGGAACUACUAUUGGAAUGAUCCUGCCAUACUUGAUUGGUUUACUCUUUCGUGAUCGAAUUCAUCAAUGGUUAAAAAGAUGGCCUCAGAAAGCUGCUAUGAUUCGAUUGGCUGGAGAAGGAAGUUGGUUCCAUCAGUUUAAAGUGGUUGCACUUUUUAGGAUUUCGCCAUUUCCGUACACUAUAUUUAAUUACGCGAUAGUGGUGACGAGUAUGACAUUCUGGCCCUAUUUGUGGGGAUCAGUUACCGGAAUGAUUCCUGAGGCCUUCAUUUACAUCUACAGUGGUCGACUCAUAAGAACGUUGGCAGAUGUCAAGUAUGGGAACCAUCACCUGACUCUGAGGCCAAUGGAGAAGGCUCUGCGCCUGGAAAGAACAAUUUCGAGCUGA
Messenger RNA from Fraxinus pennsylvanica, 5451 nucleotides. NCBI's taxonomy places the organism in Eukaryota, Viridiplantae, Streptophyta, Magnoliopsida, Lamiales, Oleaceae. The record is from the annotation of a GenBank genome assembly.